Molecule: messenger RNA, 3843 nt
Organism: Plasmodium falciparum 3D7
Lineage: Eukaryota; Apicomplexa; Aconoidasida; Haemosporida; Plasmodiidae
Product: B-box zinc finger protein
Molecular function (GO): zinc ion binding
Source: RefSeq, a predicted model, not a curated record
AUGAUGGAUAAAAAUUAUGGGGUGGAGGGAGAGACAUUCCAAAAUGCAUACCAAAAGAUUGUAUUAAAAGAUCGUAUAUUAAAUGAGAAGGAAAAGGAGAUAAGGAAAAAUCACUUAUUUGAAAUAAGCAAAAUAAAAGAUUACAAUUUGAUAACACAUUAUGAAUAUAUAUUAAAAUUACAUUAUUUUAAUAGUAAUAUAAAUGUAUUAAAUAUAUAUAGAUUGGUUACACAUGACUAUGAAAAAAAGUUUGAAGAAAUAGCAUAUAGUUUAAAAAGUAAUAUAUUAUUAAGUUUAUUAGAUAUAAAUGAGAUAAAGCAAACUGAUAAUAGUAUGAUAAAUUAUUUUAUACAUAAUUAUAAUGAUAUGAAAAAUUUUACAUAUGUAAUAGGAAAUCAAAAGUAUCCAAUUGGGUUUCAAAAAAAUAGUAACGAAACAUUUCAAAUAUAUGUAUUCAAAAUCAUACCUAAUAAAACAUUAUUAUUAAAUAAAAAAAAUGUACAAGAUGUUUUAUCAAGUGCAGAAAUACCUAAUGGAUAUGAUUCUAUAGCAAUUGAGGAAAAAUUAUAUUAUGAAAAUGUUGAAAUAAAAGGGAAUGAACAAGAAAAGGUAUGUUAUAAGGAAAAUAAAAAUGAUGUAGAUAGAAGUGGUUGUAACAAAAGGGAAGGAGAUAAUAAUAUUAAUAAUAAUAAUAAUAAUAAUAUUUAUAAUAAUAAUUAUUAUAAUAAUAGUGGGUUAAAAAAUAAUUAUAGCUAUAUUUAUAAAGUUCGAAAUUCUGAACAAAUAUUACCCUUAUAUUUAAUUGAAUUUGAAUUUAAAUGCUUAAGAGUUGAUAUAAGCAUUCCAGUAUGUGAAUAUUGUUAUAGUACCAAAGCAAUUACUUAUUGUUAUAAUGAUAAAGUUCAUUUAUGUGAUAUAUGUGAUAUAAAACAUCAUGAGAAAAAUAAAAUUUUAAAAAACCAUAAACGAAUACAUAUAUCCGAAUCACCUUAUCAAUUUGGUAAAUGUCCUUAUCAUAUAAAUGAAUUAAUAGAAAGUGUAUGUAUGAAAUGCUUUUGUACUUUAUGUCCUAGUUGUAUUUUGAUAGGUACACAUUCAAAAUGUUUUGAUCAAGAUGAUGAUAAUAAUAAUCAUCCAAUUAUGAAUAUUAAAGAUGCCUUUAUAUUAUCGAAUCAAAGAAAAUCAUUAAGUGAUAUAUCUUUACAAAAUAGAAAAACACGUAUUUUGCAAUUAUUAAAAAAAAAACAUAAACUCUUAUCAGAAAUUUAUUCUAAUUAUUCUUCUUUACAAAAAAGAAUAGAUAUGUUAUAUCAAUAUAUUAUCAAUGAAAUCAAAUUUUUAAAAAAAAAAAAAAUCAAUUUUUUAAUGUCAUUAAAAAGAGCAGUAUUAUCAGAAUUAUUGAUUAUAGAAUGGAUGGAAGCUUUUUUUUUUCAUACAAAAUUAUCAUUAAAUAUAAGUAAUUUUAUUAUAUAUCAAAAAAAACAUCAACUACUUAUGAAUUACUUAAUAAAUAAUAAAAAUAAUAAACACCAUCAUCAUCAUCAUCUACUCAAAUAUAUACCACAGUGGUUAAUGGACAAAAUUUCCGUUCAUUCAAAUUUGUAUAUUUUCCAAGAUCAUUUUAAUAAUAUAUUAAAUAUUAAUAAUUCAGAUAAAAACGAAAAUGAUAAAAAAUACAGAUCUCUCAAUAACAUAACAAAAAAUAAAAUAAAUGGUUCCCAUUUAAUACAUCAAAAUAGUUACACACAUACAAAAAAAUUAGACAGUAUUUAUAACAUAAACAACAUGUUCGAUAAUAAUAAUAGAAAUGCAUUUUCAUUAUAUGAUCAAGCAAAUGUAAAUGAUAACCAGGUGUUAAAUAAAAUAUGCAAAAUGAAAAGUAAUCAUAUUCUUUUCGAUAAUAAUAACCAUGACGAAAAUAUAGUAUACUCAAAAUUGGUCGAUAAAACAAAACUUGUUCAAAAUAAUAACUUACAAGAUAAUAAAAAUAAUUAUCACACUGAUGUAAAUAGGAACUAUAAUAAAAACAAUACAACUCAUUUUAUGAACAAUACAUUUUAUGAAGAUAAUUAUUUCAUGGACGAAUUAAAUAAGGAUAAUAAUAAUAUAAUAUCGGAGGAACACGGAGUGACUUCUGAUUAUACAUCUAUAAUAAAUAUAUCACAAGAUUAUAAUAAUAGUACUACAAAUAUAUUAUACAACAUAUUUAAUAAUAAUAAUAAUAAUAAUAGUAAUAGUUGUAAUUGUUGUAAUAGUUUUGAUUAUUCAAUGUAUUGUACACAACAUGAUACAAAUAUGAAAACACUAAAAAACACAUAUAUAUACAAAGAAUUAUGGAAAAACCUAAUGAACUAUAAAUAUAUAAACGUUAUUCAUAUCCUGAAAGCACAAAAUAAAAAAUAUUCCUUCCAGUUAAUUUCAUCCUUUUUAAAUAUAUCUAAUUAUUAUAAAAGUUUAGAAGAUUUUGUAAAACAUAUAAUUAAACAUGAGGUAUAUACUUUGUUAAAUAAAAAUAUUGAAUGUCAUACUAAGAUGAAAAUUACAUAUUUAUUAGAUAAUAUUACCACAUUGUUAUGUAUAAAUAAUUUGAAAUUAGCAUUCAUUAUAGAUACACAUAUAACAACAUGUUAUUCAGAAAUUCAACAAAACGAAAAACAGUUUCUUAUAGAUGUCGAAAAUAUUAAGCAAAAUGAUCUCGUUUUAUACAAGACGUAUUUACAACAAAAAAAUAAUUAUAAUCAAAGAUUUAUAGACAAGGAUGUGAAGAAUGAAGAACAUGUUAUGGAUGCUCAAAAUGAAGAAACUAUACAUGACGACCAAAAAAUGGAAAUUAAUAUAGAAGAAAAAAUAAAUCAAAAUGAAUUCAUAAUGCAACAAACACUUAAUUCUAAAAAAGUUAGUUUUACAGAAUCAGAAAAUAAGGAAAAGCAAAGUGUAAUAGAGGAUACAAAAGAUAAUGUACAUUAUGACAACACAAUAAUGGAUGAAGAACAGGUUAAAGAUAUAAAUGCUGUUAAAAAGUAUGAUAUAUCUAAAUCUAUUGAUUACAAUAAUAUAUUUAAUAAUGAUAAUGAUAUUUGUAUUGAUAAAUUGAUAAGUGAUAAAGAAAAAAAUGAAUUGGCUACAUUAAAAAUAAUAAAAGAUUAUGUUUAUAUUUAUUUAGAAAAGGUUAUAAAUGAUAUAAUAAAUAUAUCACAUAAAGAUUUAAAUGAUAGUAUACGUUUUCUAUUUUAUACAAUACAUGAUGAAAUUGAUGGUAUUAAUAAACAAAUUAUUUAUGAGAAAAAAUUCAGUAUACAUACUUUAACAUUAUGUCUAGAUCUAUUUAUUAAUUCUAUAUUAUAUCCAUAUAUAUUUUAUAUUCAUGAAUUAAAUGUUCAAAAUAAAAACAUGACCGAAAAUAAUAUUUAUCAAAAGGUUUUAAUAAUAUUUGGACAGACGUUACGAGAAAUAUCUAUUUACAUUUUCCAAAUAUAUAACUUGGGAAUGUAUGAUAACAAUUUGAAGGUUUUUGUAAAUAAUAUCAAGAAUAAUAAUAUGUUGAAGAAGAGAAUAACAAAUGAAAAUAUGUUCUUCCUCGACGUCGCACAAAAGCUGUUCAAUUGGAUCAUCAAGAAUUUAGAAUCACCCAGAUAUUACUCUCCUCUAAAGUGGUAUUAUGGUGAAAGCAUAGAAAAAUCAUAUAAAAAUGUUGUACAAGAAAUAAUAAAUAUCGAUAAAUCUUCUUCAAUUAAAUGUGUUAACGAAAAUGUAGAUUAUAAUAUUUUAUUUAGUACUACCAAUUUUAAAGAUAUUCUAACAUUAUGUUAUUCUAUAAAUAAAGAAUGGAAAUUGAAUAUAUAA